AUGGCAUGGCUCUUCCUGCGAAUUAAGGGUGAGAAGUUGUUUGUCGUUCAGAAUGAUAGCUAUGGAAGUUUGGGACUUGUGAGCUUGCUGGGCAUGCGCUUUGCAGCCAGACGCUUUCAAAAGACGCAGCGGCUGCGUUCUCCUUCGUCUCGCAGAGAGGUUGCAUUAGUCGCUGGACUUCUACCUGUACUUCCAAGCUCAUCAGCUCGAGCUGGACCAUUCGUCAGCUUUUUGAGCGAUAUCCUGCCUGUUCGAGAAGCUCAGCGUGAGGUGGCCAAGGUCGACGCAGAGAUUCGUGAAGGAGUCAACAGGUGGACGGAGGUGACGGUGCGGAGAAUUAAGUCUCCAGAGGUGCCUGAUGCAUCUGGAGCUGAAGAGGCUGUACUGCUGGCAGGAGAUUACGCGGUCAAUGUUGCUGGGCUUGACAGGAAGACCACUUCACUUCGUGCAGCCGAGCUCGAAGCAAAGGAGCCAGCUAGGCUUCGUGGCCGUGCCGAAGCAGGGCUCUUUGAGACAGAGAUGAUUGGAUCAGUCACCUACCACAUGGUCGCCAAUCUGGACAAGCCUGCUUUUAAAGCAUAUUGCAUUUGGAGAGCUUAUGGAGAGGCACUUGAAGCAGCGCCUGAAAAGGCAACCGCCUUCAGGCGUGCGUUCGGACGCUCUUUGCUAACUAGAUUGUUGAAAGAUAUUCCGGCGCAAGCACCACCAAUCAGAGCUUCUCAAGAGGCUGAGUUUCUCAUCAGUCAGUUGCAGGCCGCCUUCGACGCGUUCAUCACAGCCGGCUUGUGUACAAAGAUCUCGCUGCAAGCUGAUGAUGUGCUGGUGGACAUUUGGGCUAGUGGAGGUAGUUCUGAACUAGUUCUUCCAGUCUUGGUCGAAGGAGAUCCCUUGGUCGACGCCCAGCUGUUGCUGUUUGAGGAAACCACACCACUGGUCCUGCCCGAUCCGAUCCAAGCCGCCCUUGUUUCAUGGUUGGAGGAGGCACCAGGACCUGGAUAUGUCUCGCUGCAGACUUAUUACGUCAACUCCAGAUGGCGUGGCACCACUGAGUAUUCGAACAUGGUGUAUGUUCCGAAGCAACGACUUUUUCAGCUCACCUUGCAUAGGUCAACGAGCUAG
Molecule: messenger RNA, 1119 nt
Organism: Durusdinium trenchii
Lineage: Eukaryota; Dinophyceae; Suessiales; Symbiodiniaceae
Source: the annotation of a GenBank genome assembly